AUGGAGUAUCCUAAUGCACCCAUUUGUGCCACCGAUCAUGAGGAGCUGUUGGGCGCCCUCAAGCACGAAACGCUGGCAUUAAAAUGUGAAGUGGAUGCAUCACCGCCUGCGGAUUCAUUUCAUUGGACAUUUAACUCAUCUGGCGAACAAACAGAAUUGCCUGCACGAUUGCACUCGAGUGAAAGAGGCAUGUCACGUUUGAAUUAUACGCCAAGCAAUGAUCUGGAUUAUGGCACAAUUUCCUGUUGGGGCAGAAAUUCAAUUGGCACGCAAAAAAGUCCUUGCAUAUUUCAAAUUGUAGCUGCAGGCCGUCCACUGCCCUUGCAGAACUGCACGGUUACUAACCAUACAUCUGAUGCAUUACAAGUUGAAUGCCUCGAAGGAUUUGAUGGUGGCUUGCCCCAAGGUUUCAUAUUGGAAUUGGUGGAACUUACCAAUCUACGUUUGGCAAGGAAUCUAAGUUUGGCUCGCGCCCCAGUCACUUUUACUAUAGAAAAUUUGGAUGCAACUGCUACAUACCGGAUGAUUAUUUUUGCCGUCAAUGCAAAAGGACGUUCCGAACCCACAAUCAUCGAUGACAUUAAUUUUAAAGGAGUCGCAAAAUUAACGGUAACUAUUAAGAGUGAUUUUAGUUUUAAAAAACUAUAG
Messenger RNA from Teleopsis dalmanni, 648 nucleotides. RefSeq names its product nephrin-like. Bases 1 to 648 code for a protein of 215 amino acids. Gene Ontology annotation, molecular function: protein binding. The record is from RefSeq and is a predicted model, not a curated record. The transcript is spliced from 6 exons. Lineage: Eukaryota; Metazoa; Arthropoda; Insecta; Diptera; Diopsidae.